This is a messenger RNA of Symbiodinium sp. CCMP2456, 354 nucleotides long. The record is from the annotation of a GenBank genome assembly. Lineage: Eukaryota; Dinophyceae; Suessiales; Symbiodiniaceae.
GAUCAGCUCCUCCGGUUGAUUCCCGCCGAAGACUUCCGCUGCUCUGGCAUCCAGGUGGUUGAAGACAGGUCCGUGCGCAGCAUCCUCGAGCAGUGCGGUGUUCCGGUGGUCGGUGCGACCGAUGCCUUCAGAUGCCUGCCGCACCUCUCGCGCGACCGGCUUGACGCAGAGUGGUGGACGUGCUUUUUCCGAUUCCUCCUCGACGAGCGUGAGAAGGUUGAUCUAAACGAUGUUGUGGAUCAGCCCGUUUGGUUGAUCCGCGGAGAACGUCAGAAGAUGCCGACGCAUGCAGUGGCCGUCUUCUGUGCGGUGCCCGCGCACCUGCGGCCUUGGCGUGAAGAGGUGAUCUUUCUU